AUCAGUGUAUACAAUUCAAUUUCGUUCAUUGCCUCUACUUAAAUCUAUAUUAAUGUUUCUACACGUUUUAGUAAUCACUAAUCAAUAAAAAUAAAUAAACAAAACGAGAAAAAUGGAUUGGUUUACUCAUUAAUGUAAAUUAAAUCACAAAAAAUGGAUAACAACAGCGAUUAUGAUGAGAACGAGAUACUUAUAUGGCAGGAACCAAGACGCGAACCCUUGGGUGCUCCCAAGGAGUUGCUGUGUGAAGAGACGCCCCCCGAGCAAGUUUCCGGUGACAGACUGCAUGCACUUGAAGAAGAACAGGAAAUCCUAUCUUCAUCAGUGUUUUCAUUAACGUCUCAUUUAGCUCAGGUUGAAUUCAGAUUGCGACAAAUUUUGAAAGCGCCCGCUGAAGAAAAAGAUGUUAUGCUUAAAGCUCUGGAAGAGUUUACGUCUAGAGGAGUCACGGACACGCGGGCAGCACCACAGGGCAGUUCAGGUGACAAUUGCAGUGAAUGUUUGGAGUUGGAAAAGAAAAUGCGGAAACAACGCGUAAAGCAAGCUCACUUCAUUGAAAGAUUGAAAGCGCAGUUGAAAGAACUGGAGAGGUUUGUAGCAAAUCCUAGUUCAAAGGGUGAUAGUAGACAUAGGGUAUUAAUAGAGCAUUUAAGAAGUGAAAUUGACCAAAGUCUUGAUGAAGGAUGUCAGCCGUUAAGCGCGGAUGAGUUGCGACAUCAAAUUAAUUGCGCCGUCCGUCAGUACGCAGAUCGGCAGCUAUCCAAAGAUGAGAUUAUUAGUAAAUUACAAGUACAUGUCGAAGACAUGCAGAAAUUUAUUGAUUUAAUGAAAAUGGAGGAACUGAGAGAGAAUGGCAAAACUAAAACAGAGCCAAAAAAGGUUAACACAAAUAAUUUUGAAAAGAAUUUCCAUAAAAGCAAAGUUAAUGAGGAUCUUAAAACAGAGACUAUUAACCUGAUGAGGAAAGCAUCUACAUUAAUACAAAUCUUUACGGUGUCGCAGUUUGGUUGUUCUCCAAAUGAAGGUAAAAAGUUUGAUAGGAAAUCGUCAACUAUUACUGCACAUUGGGGUAAUUUACGAGCUAAACUGGAAAUGUCAAUAGAUGCUGUGCUCCAUUUGGUGUCCCGUGACAGGGCAUCCCACACAAUCAUUGACAGUUAUGAUAGUGAAUCAGAGGAAGGUGGUAUCACCAUCAAUGAUGCACCACUGACUACAGCUGUGCGACGUCACUUGGCUAUUAACUUGAGGGAUUUGCUCCACCACGGGUUGGUGGGUCCAGAAUCAUCAUCUCUAGUACCAAUCAUUGGCUGCUUUCCUGUCAGAAGAUCAUCCACUUCUCAAGCGCCUCAUAUUUGGGAACUAAUAUUACGUUACUAUGAUUUGAAUGAUGGAGAUAGAUUCAAUUCUACUCCAGCUAGGAAAUUAAGUCAAAGCUUUAACUUAGAUAUAGUUGGGGGAACCGCUAUAACUAAUAAACAGAGUUUGCUGAGCACCAUUGGUGGCAUCAUAGCCACACACACCCCAUACAAAAGGAGUUACGAUGCUCACUUCAAAGCUUUAGUUUGUGCUGCCUUAAACUCUCAUAAAUUGGUAUUAUGGUUAAAUAUCAUACUAAAAACUCGAUCUCUAAUCAAUUCUUAUUACUCUUCAACUAGUUAUAUUGUAAAUACAGGUUUUCAAGAUACUCUGCAGAGUCUUGAUCGCUUGACCCCUCAUAACUUUGAUCUGCCAGUAGAUCUCGCUGUGAAGCAAUUCCAGAAUAUUAAGGAUGUAUUCAUGUAACUAUUUACUUUUUAAGAAUACACUUUUAUACAUAAUCAAUAGUCAUAAUCAAUGCCUUCCAUGGUCAAGUGAUCAUGCACUACUUGAUGUGCUAGCCUAAUAUUCUAGUCCAUAGUGCAUAAUAUAGAAUAGUAUUGGUUUUACAUUUAAUUAGGUCAUUUAUUACUAAUUUGAAAUUAUUUUAGCUGUUUGACAUUCCAAUCUUUAUUUAUUUACGUCAUAUACAAGUAAUUUAUUUAUGAAAAAUGUAAAUAAUUUUUAAGCAAAUAGCAUUAAUGAAUAUAAAAGGAGCCUAGCCGAAUUUUAUUCUCUAAAUUUAUUGUAAUGAUUUUUAUAAAAUUCUAACUUGUAUUCUUGAUUAUUGUGUACAUUCCAAAUUCACUGUAUGUUUAGGUAGUUUAUAAUGACUAAUUAGUGAAGUUACUGUUAAUGAAGUGACAUUGGGUGAUAAAUAUUAUCAAUUUAAAACAAUUGUACCAAAGAUUUUACCAAAUGUGGAAGUAUUAAACUUUGUAUUGUGCAAAUCAUGUAAAACUUAAAUAUUAUAAUGUAGU
This is a messenger RNA of Achroia grisella, 2336 nucleotides long. RefSeq names its product RUN domain-containing protein 1. NCBI's taxonomy places the organism in Eukaryota, Metazoa, Arthropoda, Insecta, Lepidoptera, Pyralidae. Bases 154 to 1782 code for a protein of 542 amino acids. The record is from RefSeq and is a predicted model, not a curated record. The transcript has a single exon.